Messenger RNA from Carassius gibelio (silver crucian carp), 4219 nucleotides. Its product is annotated as plakophilin-4. The transcript is spliced from 21 exons. Gene Ontology annotation, molecular function: cadherin binding. Lineage: Eukaryota; Metazoa; Chordata; Actinopteri; Cypriniformes; Cyprinidae. Gene Ontology annotation, cellular component: plasma membrane; nucleus; adherens junction. Gene Ontology annotation, biological process: cell-cell adhesion; cell-cell junction assembly. The record is from RefSeq and is a predicted model, not a curated record. Bases 297 to 3524 code for a protein of 1075 amino acids.
UGGGAUCCAUUCCAAAGCCUCUGGGUGUGUCAGAAUAAGUUGAAUGUUUUCAGCUGGGCCUCCUUCAGUAUUUCUUUUCCUCAUUCUGUUCUGUGGAAAGUCAAACCUUUGAAAAGGCUAAAGAGUGUUCAGUAUCACAGUCUAGAGGCAUUACCCCUCAUCUUAACCUCCACAUCCUCACCUCUGACUUAUUCUGUCUUUGUUCUGUGUACGUAAGGCAUUUUGCUCGAUAUUGCAUUUCUGCUGACAGAAGUUUUUGGAUUUGUGAAUCAAACAAAUGACGGCCUUCAGGAGGAAUGCCAGCUCCGAAGCCAAGCCCAGGCACACAAGAAGGAGCCAUGCCAGCGCUUCACAGCAUGGAGUCAAACAGCACUGCAACCAACAACAUCCUGGCUUCUGUCAAAGAACAGGAGCUGCAGUUUGAGCGCUUGACUCGGGAAUUGGAGGUGGAGCGACAGAUUUUGGCCAAUCAGCUGGAACGAUGCCGACUGAGUUCAGAUUCACCAGGAGCUGCUAGUGGAGGCUCCUCUGAGAUGUCUCUUCCCUGGAGAUCUGCAGGGUCUGGGGGGCACUCUCACACUUCAGCCCUGAUGAACUCUGACAGUGGGUAUCAGGACGCUGUCAGCUACCAGAGCGGUCAGCCGCAAGGCGAGGGUCAGCCGAACUCAUCACCUGCUUCAGGAGGAAGCCCCAGGGCUGAGGGUCAGGCUGCGGGACACCCCCCAGCAGCUGAGCUUCAGGUGUCGGGAAUGAUGGAUUGGGCUAAACCAGGUCAUGCUCUGCGACGAGUUGGUUCGAUGCCCACUCGUACUCAGUCACUGUAUGGAAGCAACAUCUCGCCAUCUCGAGGGUCCCUUCGGACCAUUGGGAGCUCCUCCCUCUCUGGAGUCCCACAGAAGAUCUCUCCUGCCACCCUGAAUAGAGCGGGCUCCUCCGCGUCACCCUAUUCUGGAGGUGUAGGCUCUGUGAGAGAAGACAAGCAGGUCGGGUCGGGGUCACCAGUCAGGCCAGGGAUGACCGCAGUCCCACAGCAUUAUGGGUCGAUGAUGUCCAGAACGUUUCUGCAUGAUGUAUCUAAUCCAUACCUUACACACAGCUAUGAGAUCUACGAGCAGAUAGACCCACGACCAGACAUCUUAACAGGUGUGCGAACAUCUUACACUAGUCAACACAGUCAGAUAGGUGCUGAUCUGAGGUCAGCCACUUCCCCUGACCGCCAUAUUGGACCCAUCUAUGAGGGCCGGACUUUGCAGGGCCCCCUUUACCACAGCCUGAGCCCAACAGCUUCAGACCUGAACCCCAGCCCACAGAGUGCUCUCUACAGGACCUCCUUUGGUAUGAGUAACCUGCAGCGGAGCUCCAGUCAGCGCAGUAACAUGAUGUACCAAAGAAAUAACUAUCCUUUAAACUCCAUAUACACAGAAGUAUACCAAUCUGCUCCUUACUGGUCCCCUGAUCCCAGCUACACACGCCAGCCCAUGCAUGAUGAAGCCACACGCUCCCCUUCGGUAGACAGCAUGCAGAAGGACCCAAGAGAGUUUGCAUGGCACAACCCAGACCUGCCGGAGGUCAUCCACAUGCUACAGCAUCAGUUUCCAUCCGUGCAGGCUAAUGCAGCAGCGUACCUGCAACACCUGUGCUACAGAGACAACCACGUCAAGACGGAGGUGUGUCGUCUGGAUGGAAUAAAACACCUGGUAGAUUUGUUGGAUCAUAAGGUUCUGGAUGUGCAGCGGUACGCAUGUGGAGCCCUGAGGAACCUUGUUUAUGGCAGAGCUACAGACGACAACAAGAUUGCCGUGAGAAAUGCAGGUGGAGUUCCUGCACUGCUUCGCCUGCUGAGAACAACUGUAGACACUGAAGUACGAGAGCUUGUCACAGGUGUGUUGUGGAAUCUGUCUUCGUGUGAUGCAGUGAAGACGACAAUCAUCCACGAUGCUUUAAGCACCAUGACCAACACUGUGAUUAUCCCUCACUCGGGCUGGAGCAGCACUGACUUUCACGAUGAGCACAAACUCAAGCUGCACUCCUCUGUUGUGCUCCGCAACACCACCGGCUGUCUCAGGAACCUGAGUUCAGCUGGAGAAGAAGCCAGAAAAUGCAUGCGCUCCUGCGAGGGACUCUUGGACUCACUACUGUACGUCAUCAAAGCUUGUGUCCGCACCUCUGAUUUUGACAGCAAGAUUGUGGAAAACUGUAUUUGCAUUCUGAGGAAUCUCUCCUAUCGGCUGGAGCUGGAAAUCCCACCCUCCUGGCUGACAGCCAAUCAGGAGCUUGAUGAGUUAAUGGGGUCAGAGUCACCCAGUAAAGAGGCAGAUAACAGCUGCUGCGGGAACAAGAGGAGAAAAAAGAAGAAUUUACUCGAAGAACAGUGGGAUGGUGUCGGGCCGAUCCCUGGUUUCUCAGAUUCUCCUAAAGGUGCUGAAAUGUUGUGGCACCCAUCUGUAGUGAAGCCCUAUCUUACCCUGUUAGCUGAGAGCUCAAACCCAGCCACACUAGAGGGCUCCGCCGGGUCACUCCAGAACCUCUCCGCAGGAAACUGGAAGUUUGCAGCGUAUAUCCGCGCCUCGGUGCGUAAGGAGAAAGGUUUGCCCAUACUGGUGGAGUUAUUACGCAUGGAUAAUGACCGAGUGGUGUGCUCCAUCGCCACAGCUCUCAGAAACAUGGCUCUGGACGUGAGAAAUAAAGAACUGAUCGGGAAAUACGCCAUGCGGGACCUGGUGAACCGUUUGCCGGGGGGAAACAGUAAACAGCUGUCAUAUGAUACGGUGGCGGCAAUCUGCUGCACACUGCAUGAGGUCACCAGAAGAAACAUGGAGAACGCUAAAGCCCUGGCAGAUGCGGGCGGCAUUGAGAAACUUGUCAACAUCACCAAGUGUAGAGGAGAAAGCAGGUACUCUGUGAAGGUGGUGAAGGCGGCCGCUCAGGUGCUGAACACACUGUGGCAGUACAGAGACCUGCGCACCAUCUACAAGAAGGACGGCUGGAAUCAGAAUCACUUCCUGACUCCUGUAUCGACUCUGGAGAGAGAGCGCUUCAGAUCCGCACCCACUCUACCAUCGAGCACUCUACAGAUGUCCCCUGCACACCACACAGCAGGCAGCACAUUAUCAUCUCCUGCCACGCUGUGCACCAAAGAACACUCUGAUCAUCAGAAGACACAAACUAUGCAAUUUUAUGAUUACCAAGAAGAAAAUGGCAUCAAUAAACACAAAAGUACAGGGUCUGCAAAAGAAUCUCAGUAUUACACUUCCCUGAGCAGAGAGGGCUCGAGACGAGAACAGAAGGUCUAUCGCGCCGAUGAAACAGGCCACAGAAACCAUGACACUUACCGCACAUACCUGCCUUCACUAUACGAUUACAAGGACUCUUAUCUGGAAAAGAUGGUGCACUAUUCUCCUGCUGAUUACAGCCAGACACACGGCUUCAGAACCACAAGCAACUACGUGGACUUUUACUCUUCCACCAGGAGACCGUUACACCACAGUGAACAUUACCAGGGAUCCCCCGAUUCAUGGGUAUAGAGGCCCGGCUCACAGACUUCACUAUCUCUAACACAGAAAUAGAUUUGGGAACACAUUGUUUUUAAAGAGACUCGAGUAGUGGAUGAAAAGCAUAUGAAUGCGAUGGAGAAUGUUUAGCAGAAUGUUGUUUAAAUGGAAAUAAGAAAUGAAUCAUGAACUCUGUUUGUAGGGGACUGGAGAGAUGUUGCAGACCAGGGGUGCCAAAAAACCAGACCCUGUAGAGUUCAGUUCAAACCCUGCUCCAACACACAUGCCAUACACAGUAGUUUUCAAAUAAGCCUGAAGGAUUUGAUUAGCUGGAUCAGGUGCAUUUUAUUAGGGUUGAAGCUAAACUGCAGGACUGCGGACUCUCCAGAAACUGAGCUUUGCUUCCCUGGUGUAGACUUUAAAUGAUUUUUAUUAGCAUUAAAGUAUUUAAGAGUUACUCGCUCUGUAAGAAGACUGGGAAAUUAUUACAAACCUGGGGCACAUGAACAUGAACUUCAGUUUGUCAAAACAAUAAAUAAAUGAAUUAUGAUUAAAUGUAUAUGAAGGAUUUCAGAGGGAACAUUGUGCCUGCUUUUGCUGAGAUUGUUAAUAUUAUGGAGACUUGUACAUAUCUUUCAUGUAUUUUUGAAAAUAGCUACAUGGUUUAUGCUUUACUACACUGGUCAAAACUCAUGUCAUGUGAAGUGAAUAAAUGGUGAGAGAUGCCA